This is a messenger RNA of Micromonas commoda, 1758 nucleotides long. RefSeq names its product proton-dependent oligopeptide transporter (gene POT). NCBI's taxonomy places the organism in Eukaryota, Viridiplantae, Chlorophyta, Mamiellophyceae, Mamiellales, Mamiellaceae. The record is from RefSeq and is a predicted model, not a curated record. Bases 1 to 1758 code for a protein of 585 amino acids. The transcript has a single exon. Gene Ontology annotation, cellular component: membrane. Gene Ontology annotation, biological process: transmembrane transport; peptide transport. Gene Ontology annotation, molecular function: peptide transmembrane transporter activity.
AUGCCCGCCCCGACGCGCCGCGAGGCGGGCGACGGGCGCGACGUUUCCGGAGAUUUUGAGGGGCGCGUCCUGUUACAUUUCAGCAGCGACGAGGACGUCGACGGAUCGUCGUCGCGCCUCGGAGGGUUGGACGGGUCCACCGCCGCGCGCGAGGCGGGCGACGGCGACGGCGACCGCGGCGGCGACCGGCAGAUGUUCGGCCACCCCAACGGGCUCUUCGUCCUGUGCGCCACGGAGACGUGGGAGCGAUACUCGUACUACGCGAUGCGGGCGUUGCUGGUGCUGUACAUGCGAGACGUGCUGCUCGCCAGGGGGGCGUGGAGCGACGUCUGGGGCAUGCGCGCCCUGGCGUCAGCGUACGGCGCCCCGGACGACGACGCCCCGGACGAGACGCGGGACAGACAGGUGCUCGCGCUGGCGUCCAGGCUCUACGGCCUCUACACCGCGCUCGUGUACCUCACCCCGCUCUUGGGGGGCUACCUCGCCGAUCGACACUUCGGCGCGCAUCCGCUCAUCGUCCUCGGCGCGGCGACGAUGGGAGUCGGGCACGCGCUGCUCGCGCACAGACGAGCGUUCCUGAUAGGCGCCGCGCUCAUCGUCCUCGGCAACGGGUGCUUCAAGCCCAACGUGUCCACGCGAGUGGGACGUUUGUACGAUAGAGGCGACAGUCGCAGGGACGUGGCGUUCGGCAUCUUCUACUGCGGCAUCAACUUGGGCGCCGCGGUGGCGCCGUUGGCGGCGGGGAUGUUGCACGCGGCGGACGGGUACGAGGCUGGGUUCGUGAGCGCGGCGGUGGGGAUGGCGGCGUGCCUGGCGACGUAUGCGUUUUUUGGGUAUUUGAUCGACGCUGGGGAAGAACGUGCGGCGGCGAGGAAAAGCGGCGGCGGCGGCUGGCGUGGUCACGACGCGUCGGCUGGCGGGGCGGUGCACGAGUUCGACGCGUUGGAGGGAGCGGAUGGGAGAGCGGUCGGGUCUCGCGGGGUGGGUUCCGCGGUCGGGAGUUCGAUCCCCGCCGCGGAUCCGGUUCAAGGAGUUCGAGUUCGGAGGCAAUCGGACCUCGCUCGCGUCGUUUGGAGGCACCGGCGCAGGCUCGGCGCCAUGCUCGCGGUGUGCGCGCUGAGCGCGGGGUUCUGGUGCGCGUACGAGCAGCAGGGCAACACCACCGCGCUCUUCGCUGACCAGUGGGUCGACCUCGCCGGCGCUCCCACGGAGUUUGUCCAGUCGAUCAACCCCGUGCUGAUUUUGGCGCUGACGCCCGCGGUGACGAGGACGUGGGAGCGGCAGCGGCGGAACGGGAACGAGCCGUCGCAGAUCACCAAGAUGGCCAUCGGCGCGGGUUUGUGCGCGGCGUCGUACGUCGUCUUGGCGGUCGCCGCCGCCGCGAGCGGCGCGGGCACCGCGGGUUCGAGCGCGACGAAGAACCAGAUGUCCUUCGUCUGGCUCUUCGUCCACCUCGUGGUGCUGACGACGGGGGAGCUGUACCUGUCGCCGGUGGGGUUGAGCUUCAUCACGACGGCGGCGCCCGUCGAGCUCGCGAGUGUUUCGGUGGGUGCGUGGUUCUUGUCCUCCUUCGCCGGCAACUACCUCAGCGGCGAGCUCGGCAGCUUGUACGCGUUUACGCCGGCGCCGACGUUUUUUUUCAUCGCCGCGUCGACGGCGGCGGCGGUGAGCGCGGCGCUGUUCUUCGCGUCUCCGGCGUUGACGCGCGAGCUGGACCCGGCGACCGUGGACGACGACGACGGGUACGAGCAAAUCUGA